AUGCUACCGACCGCACGACUACCCACCGUUGACUUCCGCUCGCUCCUCCUGCCGCCCAUUCGCAUACAUUUACGCACGCUACACAGCUUUGCUCGUCCACAAUGCACUCCAGUUGCGCUACACCGCGCACGCCCAGCGGUGACAUGUCUCGAACAGCGCCGCUCACUGCACCUCUACAAGACGGCUAAGGCAAGAACAGCACUGGGCAUGCACAAGAUUCUAGACUUCGGGCUGUACAAGCAAGAGCCGCCCAGCGCAUCGAAUCACAAAGUGAAUCUCGUGAGGAGCGACAAAGACCAGAGAGCGAUCACGAAGGACAUAUCACUACAAGAACUUUACGACAACCACAUCUCGCCUGGCAAGUUCCUCUACAUGACAGAGCCGAUCGGCAAGAAGCUGUCUGAAGACUACGAGACAAUGCGCGACGAGAACAUCCCCUCCCAGCACAACAACUACGCCAUCUGGAAAGCGCGCGCCAUCAAAGUCGAUGUCAAGCACCCCCAAACCGACCGCAAGCAGUUGGGUGCGCUGAAAGGAGUACACCUGCUCCUCGCCAACCCUAUAGGAUACACAAAGGAAGCGCUCGAUCGCGCGUACCAAUUCAUCGAGCUUGGCUCGCCCGUUGAAUUCCGCGUGCGCCUGCUCGGCUCGCAGAUGCAGAAGAAGUUCAAAGGCGUGGUUCCGGAUCCAGGCGCGUGGCCGUGGAUGCACGAACAUUUUCCACACUUGAGGCCAGACUUCAUACGCAGGAGUAUGCCGGAGGGUACAGAGUUCAUCAUCAAGCCCCUCAGCGACGGACGAAGCAUUCAGUUUGUGCUGGGCAGGCAGGCGGCACAGAUGCCCAAGUUGGAUCUCACGAAGAGGGUGUUCAGGGUCAAGGCGGCGGUGCAGGAGUCGAUGGACAAGAAUCCGAUGGCGCAGAGAUGGACGAUCAAGAAACAGAAAAAGUUGGGUCAGGGGGGCGUG
Messenger RNA from Macroventuria anomochaeta, 966 nucleotides. RefSeq lists its product as uncharacterized. The record is from RefSeq and is a predicted model, not a curated record. The transcript has a single exon. Lineage: Eukaryota; Fungi; Ascomycota; Dothideomycetes; Pleosporales; Didymellaceae. The annotation marks the transcript as partial.